Molecule: messenger RNA, 591 nt
Organism: Rhizoctonia solani
Lineage: Eukaryota; Fungi; Basidiomycota; Agaricomycetes; Cantharellales; Ceratobasidiaceae
Product: dynein heavy chain 9, axonemal
Exons: 5
Coding region: 1-591 (196 amino acids)
Source: RefSeq, a predicted model, not a curated record
AUGUCCCGACAACUCGGUGUCCGAAUCCGACGAGUUGACCCACUCCACAAGUGGGUCAAAAAUCGAGAAGAAAAAGAAAAGAAUGCACGCGCUUUCCAAAUCCAGACCCGCCUGAUCAAGUUGAGCUGGGACGCGGUCGAUAUUUCCGAGUGUAAAGAACCUACCCAGGAAUGGAAGACUUUAGUUUUCAAAACCAAGCUCCUUGAUGAUAAUGAGUGGAGGGAUAUACUCCCACAUCUGCUUGAUGCACUCGAACAGGUUUACGAAAAGCGCAUUGAAGAAGAGGUCUAUCACCGGGAGAUUGAACGUGGAAUAAUUAUCGGGAACUGGUUGGGCGGGUGGACCGACAAAAACACGGAGAGGUGGAAAACUCGUUGGCGAGAUCCAGUAAACCCCACUUCGGGCUCCGAGUCGAUAGGGACUUCGGAAAUGAUGCUCUAUUCACAGGGAAUCAAAAAAUUCAGUACUACUUUAAGCAUACCUUGGGCACCGCGUUCUAGUAAAGUGAUGACUACCUGCCCACAUGUUAUCGAGCUUUUGGCCAACGAUCUCCCAAUGGACGAAUUUGAGCGUAAAUUUGAAGAAAAGUAG